CGGUGGUUUGAAUGUAGCGUGUCCGCAGAGCUUCGGCCCCUCGUUUAAAGAGGCAAUGCGACUCGUUUAAAGUCGGACAUUUUCAGGGUUUUUUUUUAAUUCCUUCGCGUCUUUUUCGGCUCGGAACUAAAACAAGAUUAAGCAAAAAGCAAUCUCAGUCAGUGGCCGUUUCAUCCAGCUUUAGCUGCUAGCUCCGCCGCUAGCUAAAAAAAAGAAGAAAAAAAAAGUCCCCCAACAAAGUUAUCGCUACCUCGCCUGUUCAUCGCUCCGUUCUUCUGUGAAAAACUUCCAGGUUUGUGGAGAAGGAAAAAACUGCAGAAAUGGCGGAAACCAAAAUAAUUUAUCAUAUCGACGAGGAGGAGACGCCGUACUUGGUGAAGAUCCCCAUAGCUGCCGAAAAUAUAACUUUGCUGGAUUUUAAGCAGGUUCUGAACAAGCCGAACUACAAGUUCUUCUUCAAGUCUAUGGACCAAGACUUCGGGGUGGUGAAGGAGGAGAUUUCAGACGACGGUGCCAAGUUGCCUUGUUUUAACGGCAGAGUGGUGUCAUGGCUGGUAUCCUCAGAGACUCCAGCUGCAGAGCCUCCAGUUGCAGUGGUCCCCCCCGUGGAACCCACCACCCAGCCCUCACCACCUCCACCGCCCCUGCCGCCCCCUCCUGCAGAGAGAACCGGGGGCAUCGGGGACUCCAGGCCGCCGUCUUUCCAUCCCAAUGCUGCCGGCAGCGUGGAGACGCUGGACGAUCAGACUGAAACCGAGUCCGUGGUUUCCUUCAGGAGAGAGAGACCUCGGCACAGAGAGAACGUGGAUCCGCACGGGCCUCGUAUGAACGGUCAGAGCCGUCUGGAGCGCCACCUGGCCGGGUACGAGAGCUCCAGUACGGUGAUGAGCAGCGAGCUGGAAACCACCAGUUUCUGUGAUUCUGACGACGACGACACCAUGAGCAGGUUCAGCAGUGCGACAGAGCAGAGCACCGCCUCCCGGCUUCUUAAACGGCACCGCAGGCGGAGGAAACAGCGCCCGCCACGUCUGGAGAGGGCUUCGUCCUUCAGCAGCGUGACGGAUUCCACCAUGUCUCUGAACAUCAUCACCGUCACUCUCAACAUGGAAAAGUACAACUUCCUGGGCAUCAGCAUUGUGGGUCAGAGCAACGAGCGGGGCGACGGCGGCAUCUACAUCGGCUCCAUCAUGAAGGGCGGAGCUGUGGCUGCGGACGGACGCAUCGAACCCGGCGACAUGCUGCUGCAGGUGAACGAAAUCAACUUUGAGAAUAUGAGCAACGACGACGCAGUUCGAGUUCUUCGAGAGAUCGUGCACAAGCCGGGACCCAUCAUCCUGACGGUGGCAAAGUGUUGGGAUCCCUCUCCUCAGGGCUACUUCACUCUGCCGUGCAAUGAACCGAUCCGGCCCAUCGACCCUGCGGCGUGGGUCAGUCACUCUGUGGCYAUGACGGGGGCUUACCCCCCCUACCCAGGCAGCUCCUCCCUCAGCACCAUCACCUCCUCUUCCUCCGUCACAGAGACCGAACGUUUUGAUGACUUCAACUUAUCUUUACACUCUGACAUGGCUUCCGUCGCCAAGGCCAUGGCUUCACCGGAGUCRGGUCUGGAGGUCAGGGAUCGCAUGUGGCUCAAAAUCACCAUCCCCAACGCUUUCCUCGGCUCGGACGUGGUCGAGUGGCUGUUCCACCACAUCGAGGGUUUCCAGGACCGGCGGGAAGCCAGGAAGUACGCCAGCAACCUGUUGAAGGCCGGCUUCAUUCGACACACCGUCAACAAGAUCUGUCCACUAUGUCUCUGUUGGACCAAGAAGAGGGGAUGGAUCGAGGAGGAGGGUCUGAUGGUGACCCGCCAGUCUUCCCUUAUCAAUACCCCAUACCUCACCCCUACAGCUCCCCCCUACACCAGCUGCCAGACUGUGAGGGGGGAGAAGGAGGAGGAGGAGGAGGUCAGCACAGUGGAGGAAGUCGCAGCAGCCAAUCAGAUUCCAGUGAUGAUCAGAAGGAGGAAGGAGGACAGAAGAAAUCUGAGAUGACCAGACAGGAAGUGAGCUCUCAGGAUCCGGGCCCAGACUCCCUGAGUGACAGUGGCGCUCAGAGACCCCCGUCCUCCUCCUCUGGUGUCCACGGUGACGAGAGCGUCCCGCCGCAGUCUCGAGGUCAGCGCGCCGACUUCUCAUCGGUCCAACCUGAAAUGUCCCGGCAGUCCUUCCGCCUGGCCAUGGGAAACCCCAGUGACCUCUUUGUGAAUGUCAUGUGACCCUGCAGUGAUGAUGUCACGUCCUGUCAGUGACAGAACUGAAAACAUGCUUUUAUUUUGAAAAUUUAACUUCGACUAAAAACUGGAGCUGAACGAACUGUCAGAAUCACUGUGACCAGAACCUGGACCCGGAACCUGGACCGGAACCUUGUUCUCAUCUGAACCAAAUCUGAACCUGAACCAAAACUGACCCAAACCUGGACUGGGUCCUGAUCCACACAUGAACCAAAACAGACUCAGACUCCAACAAACAUCUGGACCUGGUCUGAGCUGGUGACAAGUUCAGGACCUGUGCCCCUCUAGGGACUGGCCUGGUACUGGCCUGGUUUCAGUUCCUGUACCGGUACUGCCAUCAUUUGAGUAGCAAAGUAGUCUUCAGAAUCCUCAAGUGGACCUCGACAUGUAGAACCUGUAGAACCGAUCAGCUGAAACAGGAACAGGAAACUAGGCAGGGAGUGAAUUUGAGUCUUCAAAAAUAAAAGCAUUUUAUUUUCUUUUAUUUAUUUUUGCUCAUUAAAUAAGUUUAAAUAAGUUUUGUAGCAUUUUAGAUUUAUUUCUUUAAAAACUUUGUACAAAGAUCAGAUGAGUAAAAUGUCCAGAGUUUAUCUGAAGUGUGUCCAMACACUUAGAUUAAAUCACACCUGGUUUAUGAAA
Molecule: messenger RNA, 2911 nt
Organism: Austrofundulus limnaeus
Lineage: Eukaryota; Metazoa; Chordata; Actinopteri; Cyprinodontiformes; Rivulidae
Product: segment polarity protein dishevelled homolog DVL-2
Biological process (GO): canonical Wnt signaling pathway; intracellular signal transduction
Cellular component (GO): cytosol
Molecular function (GO): frizzled binding
Source: RefSeq, a predicted model, not a curated record